This is a messenger RNA of Elaeis guineensis (African oil palm), 1588 nucleotides long. Its product is annotated as E3 ubiquitin-protein ligase At1g12760. Gene Ontology annotation, molecular function: ubiquitin protein ligase activity. The record is from RefSeq and is a predicted model, not a curated record. Lineage: Eukaryota; Viridiplantae; Streptophyta; Magnoliopsida; Arecales; Arecaceae. Gene Ontology annotation, cellular component: plant-type vacuole. Gene Ontology annotation, biological process: protein ubiquitination; ubiquitin-dependent protein catabolic process.
UCUCGUGUCCGUUCCUCGCUAUCGACGAAAAGAGAAGUGGAAGAUUUCGCGUUCUUUCUCGGUUUCGAAGCGCUUUUAUCAACUCCUUCCAGGGUUUCUCCAUCUAGGGUUUCGAUCGAGAUUUCUAGGGUUUGGAGCCAUGCUCGGAAGGAAUUAGGGCGAGGGAAAGGGUUUCCCCUCCUUCGAUCUCGUCUCUUACGAGCUUGGAGAUGGCGACAGCGAGGCCUCCGAACUCGGCCGGUGACGCAUCGGUCGACCCGGCCCCGCUCCUCGGCACCCGCGGCGGCGACCGCCGCCUCUCCCGGCGGCCCAGCCUCCGUGGCGCCGCCCGGUUCCUCCGCCGGGCGAGCAGCCGGCGGAUGAUGCGGGAGCCGUCGAUGUUGGUGCGGGAGACGGCGGCGGAGCAGCUGGAGGAGCGGCAGAGCGACUGGGCCUACUCGAGGCCCGUGGUGUUCCUCGACAUCCUGUGGAAUCUUGCAUUCGUGAGCGUCGCCGCUGGGGUCUUGGUCCUGAGCCGGGACGAGAAGCCGUCGAUGCCGCUGAGACUCUGGAUUGUGGGAUAUGCUCUCCAGUGCGUGCUUCAUAUGAUCUGUGUGUGUAUCGAGUACCGGCGGAGGCAGCACCCCCAAGGGGAAGUGAUGGAUGUGGAUGAGGGCGGGAGCUGGAGCGGAAGGAGCUCGGGAUCGAGUUCAGCGCCAGAGGUAGAAGAAGCCGCUGAUGCUGAGCAGGGUCAGGACGGAGACAGGACAAGCAUUGCAAAACAUCUGGAAUCUGCAAACACAAUGUUUUCCUUUGUAUGGUGGAUUAUUGGAUUCUAUUGGGUAUCUGCUGGAGGCCAAGUUCUGACCCGUGAUGCACCCCAACUUUACUGGCUUUGUAUAGUUUUUCUUGCAUUUGAUGUGUUCUUUGUCGUCUUUUGUGUUGCUCUGGCAUGUGUCAUUGGUAUUGCAGUCUGCUGCUGUCUACCUUGCAUCAUUGCAAUCUUAUAUGCAGUGGCAGAUCAGCAGGAAGGUGCAUCUGAAGAAGACAUCCGUCAGCUUCCAAAAUACAAGUUCUGUAAGAUCGGUGAAUCUGAGAAACUUGCUGGUGAGAUAUCAGGAUCCUUUGGUGGAAUAAUGAUGGAAUGUGGUAGCAACCCACCCAUGGAGCAUGCCCUCUCAGGGGAGGAUGCUGAAUGUUGCAUCUGCCUCUCAGCAUACGAUGAUGGAGUGGAGCUGCGUCAACUUCCCUGUGGUCACCAUUUCCACUGUGCCUGCAUAGAUAAGUGGCUUUUCAUCAAUGCCACAUGUCCACUUUGCAAAUUCAAUAUUAUAAAGAGCAGCAACCAUGGGAGAGAAGAGGUGUAGGCGGUCUAUUAACCAGGUUUGAACAUCUUCAGGUUGACUUGUUCCAUGUUUUCCUAAGAUAUCGCUGGUGUCAGUAUAAUUGGGUAGUGAAUAUCUAGGUAUAUGUGUGUGUGGAAUAGUUCUGCAGCACUCCAGUUUUCGAAUUCAUAUCUUGUGUUUAUUAGUAAUGUUUGUCAAUAACGAUGAUAUACAGAAGGUGUUGGGGAACAUGUGUCACCGUAAUGAAUUGGGCUUGUUCAUGA